AUGGGGAAUAUGAUGAGUCAGCAACACUUGGGAAAUGCAGCAUCAGAAGAAAGCCUUUUGCAUCAGCUGAGAGAUAUGUGGAAGAGUCCUAGGGGCACAGUGCUCCGAAUCGAGGCAUUAGCGUUGGUGGCCAUUGCUCUCUCUUUCUUCCUUGCUGCAUUUGGGUAUUGCCGCCGCUGGUCCAAGAGUUGGAUCAUCCAGCAGGGUUUCCUGGCUGCAAAUGCAUUGUUUCUGUCCCUCGGGACAUACAGCAUUGGCCUAAUGCAAUCUUCACGGGUGAAGAGCGAGAUGUACCCGAUAUGGGCGGUAUCCUUACUAGCUCUCCUUUGCUGCGUCGACUCAGCUGCUGCGUCUGGGCUCGACAACAAAAACCAGCUCUGGAAGAUGUUGUAUCAGCUUUGUCUCUACUUUGGAUAUGUCCUGCUAAUGAGCAUCACAACCAUCUCUAGCGAUAUUGGUAAUGUAGCCAUCUGUGUGUUAGCUGCCGUGACUUUCAUGAAGGGAUUUCAUAGGCCAAUGGCACUUGUUCUGCCAAGCUCUAUGCGGAACAUGAUCAGAGAGAUUCCGGCACAUAGGAGGAUUAGAAAAUGUUCUUUUGGAGAUGCUGAUGAAGAAAAAGGCUUAAUUGUUGAUAGGAAGCUUGACGUAAUUAUUGGAUAUCGUCGGGAGGUUGACAUGGGUGAUAUAGCUUCCAUGAGUUGCGAAGAAGGCAUUACUAAGAUUGUAGAAUCAGCCCUUGAUGCCUGCAAGGAUGCGUGCCUCUCCUUCUCUCUGUCUCAUUUGUUGCACCGGCGUUUCCUUGGGUUAAGCACCGGCAUUACACCAGCGGUGGCCGACGGCACAAAGCCCUUGGUUAAAAACUACGAGCGGGCCUACAAGGUGGCUGAGAUUGAGUUGGCUUUCCUCCAUUACUAUGAGGCGAAGAAUGCUAGCGUCUGGGCAUUUGCUUCGGUUGUCGGCAUAUGUUUCGUAGGGGCAGUGGCCGCCAUACCUGGCAUGAGGAUGACCCGCCGUGCUGCUCCUGCGGGCACCAUAUUUGUGAACACCACAACAGCGGACUAUGUUAUUACUGGAGUAAUACUGGUGUCUCUAGCUCUACUACAGGUGGUGCAGAUGCUACGCUGCUGGACCUCAAAUUGGUCCAGAGUUUCCUUUGCCCGUGAUUGGGUCAGCAAGACUCUGGACAAAAGUAAUCAUCAUAAAGUGAGCAAUAUAAAAGAAGAAAAGAGAAUUAAAGCCGACGAUGUGAGCUGGGGAAUGAGACUGAGAGCAUAUCUUCUCAAGAAAAAUUGGUAUGACGACAAAUACUACCUAUGGCAAAAUAAGCUCGGGCAACAUUCAGUGAUUGAAGAAUCCGGUUCCAUCAUGGUGGGUUUCUGGGGAUUUCUGGGUCACCACCGCUGCCAUCAGGUAUUCUACAAUCGGAUAUUCUGUUGCGGAUUUCUGGUGAAUUUUUGCGGCUGUAUUCCUUUCUGCACACAAAUGAUGGCGGUGUGCUUAUUCCUGGAGCAAAUUAUCGGGAAAUGUUGUUCGCAUCUAAAGUCCCUUGUAAAGAGGUGUCCCCGUGAUGGCGGAUUUCUGCAGUACAUAAGACGAGAGCUCCAGGAAAUGUUGAAGGGCGGCUCCAGGAGUCCCCGUGACCUGCACUGCGAUGUGAAAACAUCCAUUGGUUGUUUUAUUCUUGACAAGAUGAGGUCCGAUGAAGUGAGUGGCUGGGCAUCCUCCGAAGAGGAAAAUAGACAAAGAGGUUGCCAGCUUCCAGACUUCUCUGUCAAGGUAGCUGUUAAGCCAUCGUCUUGUAUUCUCAUGUGGCACAUUGCAACAUGCUACUGUGAACUGCACGACCAAGUUCAUGUUGUAGACGAAGACAACAAGGAUCGUGGCGUGGCCACGGCUCUGUCCAAAUACUGUGCAUACUUGGUGGCUUCAGCACCGCGCUUACUCCCUGGCCGCUUCGAGACUACAAAAUGGGUAUACGCUCAAGUUAGGGAAGUGGUGAUUAGCUGGACGACCGGAACAGGAGACAAGUUACGGGCAAUGGACAGUUGCAACACGGAUGAUAUUACACUUAAUCCAUCUGAGGGUGUUGGAUACUGGGUCUAUGCCCUGGGUGUGAAGCUUGGGAAGGGACUAACUAACAAAGAAAUGGCUCCAGCUGAUCGGUGGAAGUUGCUGGUAGAUUUCUGGGUGAAGGCAUUGGUGUACGCCGCGCCAUCGGACGACGUGGAGGAGCACAUGCAGUACCUCUCGCAAGGUGGCGAGCUCAUCACCCAUCUCUGGGCGAUGCUCUAUCAUGCCGGCAUCCAGAAGUGGCAGCUGAACCCGCCUGCACAAGACUGCAAGAUGGGGUGGGAUUACAUCUUUAGGAUUCGCUCCUGGAAUGACCUCGCGCAUCACAUGGUACGUAUGUACUAG
Molecule: messenger RNA, 2415 nt
Organism: Miscanthus lutarioriparius
Lineage: Eukaryota; Viridiplantae; Streptophyta; Magnoliopsida; Poales; Poaceae
Source: the annotation of a GenBank genome assembly